This is a messenger RNA of Hyalella azteca, 1167 nucleotides long. Its product is annotated as mucin-1-like. NCBI's taxonomy places the organism in Eukaryota, Metazoa, Arthropoda, Malacostraca, Amphipoda, Hyalellidae. Bases 64 to 1167 code for a protein of 367 amino acids. The transcript is spliced from 8 exons. Gene Ontology annotation, biological process: signal transduction. Gene Ontology annotation, molecular function: protein binding. The record is from RefSeq and is a predicted model, not a curated record.
CGAAGUUCUCAGUCUGUCUACGGGAGAGAGUCAGCGGCGUUGUUACGGUGUUAUGGAUUAACAAUGGCUGGCAGGACCACAGGUAACCAGCAGAGUUCUGUGAAGUAUGUCUAUGAACUUCCUUAUACUGAGCGUAAAAUGCUGUGCAGCAUUCUGGACAUGGACAGCCAAUGGGAGAGAUUAGGAGGUCAGUUCAUGAACUUCAAAGUACACGAGUUAUAUGAAAUGCGUCGUGUGGAGAAGUGCGGUGAGAGUCCUUGUGACCGACUCCUGCAGGCGUGGGGGCACCAGAACAACACAGUGGCAAGUCUCUACUCUCUACUCUACAAAAUGCACCACUACCAGGCCAUGAGGGUCUUGCUUCCAUUCAUUCCGAGCAAAUACCACGGGCUUGCACUGAAAGGUGAGCAGUCCCUGACUGCAGAGCUGCCGAAAGAUGUAACGUCUAGCAGCACAGCCCAGCUACGAUCUCUGCAGCACCUGCACACCAACAGCACUCAAGCUGGAGCUGCUGCCCUGCCUAAACCUCCUGAACAUCUACUGAGUUCUUCAAGACAAGCUCCUUCACCAACUGUGGGCGCAGCUAUGACUGGCCCUCAGUCAGGAGGCGCCCCGUCUCCUGCUGCCACUCCGUACGGCCACAACCUCAACUCAAGCCUGCCUGCAGCUGUCGUGUCAUCACCGCACCCUCAGGGCAUCCGGCACCCUCUGGGGGGCAAGAAACCUGCCCUCACUACGAAGAAAAUUGUCAACACAGAAUUUGGAUGUGGGUGUGGGGAGGCGAUGUCGUGCGAGGAGAACGCGUCGGCUGCAACGCUGCCCACGCCCCCCGCUGCUGCCGCGGGCUUCGAUGCUGAGUACCGAGAGAAGAUGGAAGCUCAGCUCGCUGAUGCCGCGGCAAACUCGACGCCCGCGUCAGGCGAACCUGUGAAAGCGACCGCCCCUUCUCCUGCUGGUGCUGGUAGUGGCAGUGGCAGUGACAGCAGCAGUGGUGGAGGUGCUGCUGGUGCUGUCAACAAGGUGACAGUAGUGGCGGCCAGUGAUGACAGCUGUGGUGCCGUGGACGACACUAGCAGUCCCCCUGCAGCGCCUCCUGCAGGAGUCGCUGCAGGGAAGGUUGCCGCUGCAGAGGGAGGGGUCAUAAGCCUGUCUCUUAUACACAUCUAG